AUGCCAGCAUUUGCUUUCUGUCAAAAGAUACGUGAGGGUGCCCACGACCGAACCACUUCCGCUACUCUGGCAUUUGUGGCAAAGGGUGAAAACUGGCAACGCAAAUUAAGCUUAAAGCUUAAGCUUAAAGCCCCAGCCCCCAGCCCCAGCUGUGCCCAGCCCCAGCCCUGCCCCCCAGCCCCAGCCCCAGCCCCAGCCCCAGCCCAGCCCCAGCCCCAGCCAGCCCAGCCUGCCCCAGCCCCGGCCCAGCCCUGGGCCCCAGCCCGGCUCCAGCCCGGCCUCAGCCCACCAGCCCCGCCCAGCCCCCGCCCAGCCCCAGCCCCUCCCAGCCCCUGUGCCCACCAGCCCCACCAGCCCGCCCCAGCCCUGGCCCUGCCCUGGCCCAGCCCUGGCCCCAGUUCUGCCCUGGCCCCAGGGCCCGCCCGCCUGCGCCUGCCCCACCCCCGCCCCAGCCUGGCUCAGCCUGCCUCUCAGCCUGCCCGCCUGCCUGCCUGUCUCAGCCUGCUCAGCCCGCCUCAGCUCCGCCCCCAGCCUGGCUCAGCUCCGCCCAGCCUGGGCCCCAGCCCUGCCCUCAGCCUCAGGCUCCCAGCCUGCCAGCCUGCCUGGCUGCCUGCCCAGCCUGGCUCAGCCUGCCUGCUCAGCCUCAGCCCGCCUCAGCCUGGCUUUAAAGCCUGCUCAGCCUGCCUGUGCUGCCUUAAAGCCUGCUUAAAGCCUUGCCUCAGCCUGCCGUUCUUAAAGCUAAGCUAA
Molecule: messenger RNA, 747 nt
Organism: Armigeres subalbatus
Lineage: Eukaryota; Metazoa; Arthropoda; Insecta; Diptera; Culicidae
Exons: 2
Coding region: 1-747 (248 amino acids)
Source: RefSeq, a predicted model, not a curated record